Messenger RNA from Chenopodium quinoa (quinoa), 1343 nucleotides. Its product is annotated as protein-ribulosamine 3-kinase, chloroplastic-like. The coding region runs from base 55 to 1065 and encodes 336 amino acids. Lineage: Eukaryota; Viridiplantae; Streptophyta; Magnoliopsida; Caryophyllales; Amaranthaceae. The record is from RefSeq and is a predicted model, not a curated record. The transcript has 9 exons.
ACGGGUUGCAUCAUCCACAUCCCAGAAGAAAGUGCGAGAUAGCAAAAGGGGGAAAUGAUGGUAAUAGCACCUCCUACCUCUCUUUCUCUCUCUUCAUGUAAAUGCCGUCCUUCUUUCAGUCUUCCCACUUUCUCCAAGUUCUUGUUCUCCAAACCAAAACCAUUUACAAUUGUGGCAAUGAGUGAAGACCCAGUUCUUGAGUGGAUUCUCACUGAAGGGAAGGCAACACAGAUUACUAAAUCAAGUUCUGUUGGUGGUGGUUGCAUCAAUCUUGCCACUCGUUACGAUACCGAUGUUGGUCCUUUCUUUGUUAAAACUAAUAGGAGUAUUGGCCCAUCCAUGUUUGAAGGGGAGGCUCUUGGUUUGAGACUUAUGUACGAAACCAAUACAAUUCGUGUCCCUAAGCCAUACAAAGUUGGAUCUCUACCACGAGGUGGCUCUUACAUCAUUAUGGAAUUCGUAGAAUUUGGGGCAGCUAGAAGUGGCCAGCCUGCUUUAGGUAGAAAGCUUGCAGAAAUGCAUAAAGCUGGGAAAUCUGAGAAAGGCUUUGGCUUUGAAGUUGAAAAUACUAUUGGGAGUACUCCACAGAUUAAUACCUGGACAUCAGACUGGAUAGAGUUUUAUGCAAAGCAUAGACUGGGCUACCAACUUAAAUUGGCUCGAGAUCAGUUUGGAGAUUCUUUAAUCUAUGAAAAAGGACAAAAGCUGGCAAAGAACCUGGCACCGCUCUUUGAAGAUGUUGUGAUUGAGCCAUGUUUGCUGCAUGGUGACCUGUGGAGUGGGAAUGUAACCUAUGACAAGAAUGGCGAGCCUGUUAUUCUUGAUCCAGCAUGCUAUUAUGGACAUAAUGAAGCAGAAUUUGGAAGGUCAUGGUGCGCUGGCUUUGGUUCAUCAUUUUACAAUUCCUAUUUUGAGGUGAUGCCCAAACAACCAGGAUUUGAGAAAAGAAGAGACCUUUAUAUGUUGUAUCACUACCUUAAUCACUAUAAUCUCUUUGGCUCAAGUUACCGCUCAUCUUCACUCUCUAUAAUCGAAGAUUAUUUACGGCUUUCUACUGAGUUGUAAAUUUCCUGUACAUGUUUCUUUUGAAUGUAUGUAUUAGCAAAAAAAUUUAUACCAUCUUUCAUGUAUCAUUGUGUUAGAUAGGUACUGUUAGAGUAUUAGUCUAACACACUAGUGCUCCAUAUUAUCUCUUGCCCUGGUCUACCCCCCCCACCCACUGAAAAAGAAGCUACUUGUAUUUCGUAUUUGGUGCUUCGUAUUAUACUAUUUUGUCGGUCAUUGUAUUGUAUUUUGUAUUUCAUAUUUCAUAUUUCAUAAUGUUAUUCAAACUCUUCCUUUCA